AUGAUGGAGGACCGGCCGCCCCUCACAUCACCGGAUGGAUCCAGUCAUGGGAACCCACCAGGGAGAUGUCCCCCAUCCUCUGUAUUCCCGGGACUCCACACAGGAACGUCCUACCACCCCUCACCACCAUCAGGUAGAUGGAUCCAGUAAUGGGAACCCACCAGAGAGAUGUCCCCGUCCUCUGUAUUCCCGGGAUUCCACACAGGAAGAUGGAAGGGAUUACCAGAAAAGCCUGAAUGUAGUCAUGGUGGAGUCACACUUCAAGGAGGAAGAGGAGGAAGUUCCCAUAGAUACCCGUGAAGAUGAACUUGAUGGAAAUGCUUUGCGGAAAUAUCCCAAACCUUGGCACUCCAUGGAGGUCUGUACGGAGGAGGAGGGGACAGGAACGGAGGAUGAUGAGGGUGGCAUCCUCGGGGGUCUUAAUGUCAUCAUCAAAUCAGAGGAGGAGGAAGAGGUGGUGAUCAAAGACGAAGAGGAAGCUACGGACAUUGUCCCAGUUGACCUUCAGAAGAAGACUUCUCAAGACUACAGGACAGCAAAUGACAACAAAUCCAAAGACUACCUGUCUAUGUGGAAAUCAGAUGAUGUCUCGGAGUGGGGUGCCAAAUCUAUGGCAGGUCCAAAUAUCCUGACCAUCAACCACCGAACUAUGACGGGUGAGAAGCCAUUUUCAUGCUCUGAGUGUGGUGGGUUCUUCAAACACAAGUCCAGCCUUGUCCUCCACCGGCGUAUCCAUUCGGGGGAGAAGCCGUAUUCUUGCUCCGAGUGCGGCAAACAGUUUAUCCAGAAGGCGAACUAUCUGCGACACCAGCGGCUCCACACGGGCGAGAAGCCAUACAAAUGCACCGAGUGCGGCAAAGAGUACGCUCAGAAGCAGAGCCUGGUGAUGCACCAGAAGUUCCACGCGGAAAAUGAGCCUUUUUCUUGCCCUGAAUGCGGCGCCAAUUUUAUCAGACAGUCGCACCUUGUUAACCACAGGAAGACUCACAAAGGCUUGCGGCGCUACACGUGCCCGGAUUGUGGGGACUUUUUUAUGCUGCGGUCCAGUCUGGUCAUCCAUCAAAGGGUCCAUAGUGCUGAGAAGCCUUUUUCUAGCUGA
This is a messenger RNA of Staurois parvus, 1099 nucleotides long. The record is from the annotation of a GenBank genome assembly. Lineage: Eukaryota; Metazoa; Chordata; Amphibia; Anura; Ranidae.